Molecule: messenger RNA, 1110 nt
Organism: Charadrius vociferus (killdeer)
Lineage: Eukaryota; Metazoa; Chordata; Aves; Charadriiformes; Charadriidae
Product: beta-1,3-galactosyltransferase 2-like
Exons: 2
Coding region: 1-1110 (369 amino acids)
Cellular component (GO): membrane
Molecular function (GO): N-acetyl-beta-D-glucosaminide beta-(1,3)-galactosyltransferase activity
Source: RefSeq, a predicted model, not a curated record
AUGACCUACUGUAGUGGAUUCUUCACCUGUCCUUGGGACUGUGCCAAGAGAAAUGUUUUCCUGAUUGCCUCCAUCUUUUUUGCAGCAGUGUAUUUGGGUUUUUAUUUUUUUAAUUCUAAUCACCAUGCUGUUCUAACGGAAAGUGAAGUUCAAAACAAUGAUAACAUAGAAGAAAAAGACAUGCUUUUUACCAAAGGGUAUGAUAAUCUUCAGAUGAAAGAAAAUGGAAGCCUACCAGUUGAAAAUGAAAAAAAUGGGAAUAAAACUAGAUCCAUUUCAACACAGUCAUUUCAAUUCAUUAUUAAUGAAAAAGAUAAGUGUAAAGAUAAAACACCUUUCUUGAUAUUGCUAAUAGCAACUACAGCUGCUGAAAUUAAUCAUAGAAAUUCCAUCAGAAACAGUUGGGGAAAUGAAUCUGUGGUUCAAGGAGUUGAGGUUGUUCGGUUGUUUAUGCUGGGUGUCGAGAGCAAAGGUCCAAAUGACGUCGUACUGAGAGAAAGUGAGCAAUAUCGUGAUAUUAUUCAACAGGACUUCCUGGACACUUACCAUAACUUAACUCUUAAAACUUUGAUGGGCAUGAAGUGGGUUGCCUCUUACUGCAGUGGCGCAAGCUUUGUUAUGAAGACAGACAGUGAUGUUUUUGUUAAUACAAUAUACCUAAUAGAAAAGUUGCUCAGGCCUCUUUCACCUCCUCCACAAAAUUACUUCACAGGCUGUCUUAUGAAAGGGCAUAAGCCUAUUCGAAAUCAAAAUAAUAAAUGGUACAUAUCAGAAGAAGAAUACCCAGGUGCCAAUUACCCUCCUUUUUGUUCAGGAACUGGCUACGUCUUUUCCGGAGACCUGGCUUCAAAGAUUAUCAGUGCUUCUGUAACAAUAAAUUGUAUACAUUUAGAAGACGUUUAUGUAGGGCUCUGUCUUAAUGCAAAGGGAAUAGAAAUAGUACCUCCACCUAGACAGUCAUUGUUUAACAUAUACAAGGUCCCAUUUUCUCCUUGUCUGUAUAAUAAUAUAAUUACAUCUCACCACAUUGGAACCAAUGAGCACAUAUUGUAUUGGGAUACACUGAGAAAGAAGAACUACAAAUGUCAUACAAAACAGAAAAGCACAUAG